Messenger RNA from Triticum aestivum (bread wheat), 1037 nucleotides. RefSeq lists its product as uncharacterized. The coding region runs from base 19 to 930 and encodes 303 amino acids. Lineage: Eukaryota; Viridiplantae; Streptophyta; Magnoliopsida; Poales; Poaceae. The transcript has 5 exons. The record is from RefSeq and is a predicted model, not a curated record.
AAACAAGAGGAGGGCCACAUGAAAGAAGAGAGGAGAGCCCAUUUGUUGGUCGGUCCCACUCUCUCAACAGCAGGGGAAGCGGGCGGCAGCAGGGAGCAGGCUCCCGGGAAUCCAAUGGCCAUGACCCAGUCGUCCUUCGCUCGCCGCCCACCCCCCUCCGCGGCGCUCACCUCUCCCUCCUCCUCCUCCUCCUGGUCUCCCCCGAGGCACGGGCCGCGCCGCCGCCGGGCCCUCACGGCCGCGUCCUCCCUCCAUUUCCGGCCGGAGGACGUCGCCGAGCUUGCGCACAACAAGGUCUUGAUUGCGGCGACGGUGGCCGGUGUGAUCGGGCAGCUGGCCAAGCCCUUCACUUCCGGCAGGGGUGGGGGCAAAAUCGACAUCGUCAGGGUCGCCGCCCAGUCAGGGGGGAUGCCCUCCACUCACUCAGCGGCAGUUGUGGCAGUGACUACUUCGCUUGCGCUAGAAAGGGGGUUUGCUGACUCCAUAUUCGGGAUGUCGGUGGUAUUUGCGUCAAUUGUAAUGUAUGAUGCUCAGGGAGUCAGAAGAGAGGUGGGCAAGCACGCAAGGCUUUUGAACAAGCUAUGGACCCUACGGGAGCAUACGACGACUCAAGUUCAGGAGGACGGUGGUGGCCAGGUGAAUUCCACCUCUGAACCCCUCCCUGCAAACCGCGAGAUGGCCACGGAGCUUGUCUCCGUUCCUCGGGACGCAUCUAUGUCGCAGUGUUCAAACGCCGCGCCUUCCUCGACGCGCACGGAUGCGACCAGAUCGCCGAGAUGGAACUCCCUCCAAAGCUCAGAGCCAGAGCUAACUGAGUUGACAGAGGAGUAUAACCGGCUGAGCGAGUCCGUCGGCCACACGGAAGCGCAGGUCACGGUCGGUGCCUUGCUAGGCUUUGUUGUAAGCUUAGCCGUCCACGCGACACUGUAACAACAACCACUUCCGUUAUUCUUUUGUUACAACAUUGACCACAUGUAUGGUAGUUCUUUACGUGAAGAAACAACACAAUUGGUGGAUUGAUUGCUACCACCACUAUA